GCUUAGGUAAGCGGGCAAAGUACUUAGUCGCCCUUCCCAGAUAAAAGCGAAACUUGGGCCAUUACAACUCCUGCUGUCAAGACCGACUCAAGCGUCAGCCAGCCACCAGCUUGCGACCAAAAGCCCCAUCUGGAACAGAAUACCAUCGAGAAGGAGGAGAAUUUGACGGUAGACCCUGGAUCUGGUGGAUUGCAAACCCCGGCACCCAGGUUCUGAGGCUCUGGAGGCCACGAGGGGCUUCUUGGUAAUCGAUCGCUUAUUAGGGGACCCGAGGGCCUCUCUAACUGCCCUUCGCUUCCUCACCUGCACCCGCUGCUACCGCUACGGGUGGUGCUGCUGAGUGCCGCCGCCGCGACCACAGCAGAGCGCCGCAUAUCCUCCGCUUUCGCUCUCGCUUGCCUACUGUGCGCACACUGCGCAGUGGUUAUUACGCUUGUCGCACCUGCUGCAUUUACUUUGCACCCGCGCGGCCAGCCAACCGCGUGUGCACGGCGACAACGGGAGCACGAGAGGGGGGCCUGUCAGGACUGCUGGGCUUGAGCAGCAACUACGCUUUGUCACGGCGCACGCCUCCGUCACCGUCCCUCCCCGGCCGAGAUCUGCGGGACCAAGAUGUCGAACGUUACGGUCGGAAACAUCUACCACCAGAUCAUCAAUGAGGUGAUCGAGGCCUCACGGGUCGACUUUGAGGACCAGGGCGUCGGCGAGGAGGUCCUGGAGGAGCUGCGCAAGGGAUGGCAGGUGAAGCUAUCCAAGCUCCAGGUCGCCGCCUUUCCGUGGGACCCUCCCCCACCGCCUCCGGCGCAGGCCCCGGCUCAGGCACAGGUCCCGGCCCAACCUCAACAGCCCGGCCCUGCUCCUCAGGCUGCGCCUGGUGUCCCGGCUGCUCCUGCUCAAAGGAUGGGCACACCGAGCUACACAUCGGCAACACUCAGCCCCCAGCCCGCGCCCACCGCCCAGCCACAGCCGUUGGCUAAUGGUCUUCCUGGGCCUUCUCAGGUUGCCGGUGGGUACUCCGCCCGCCCCGAGUCCGUCAAGCCCGAGCCCGUGGUCAAGCAGGAACCAGGCCUAGCCAACAAUGGCCUACCACCAGUGGCCAACCAGGCAAACACAUACAAUACUCCUGCCGCUCAGCGUGCGGCGUCGCAGCUACAGCACCAUUAUGGCCCCAGGGCAAGCGCCAGCAUCGCCGCCUUGCAAAACUUCACGACAGAUCCUGUUGCUAAGGGAAUGACCCAGGGUCAGUUGGAGGCUAACGCCGCUGCUGCCGCUGCUCAGCGCAGGAAUGGCCAGCGUCCACCGCAGGCACAGUACAGCCAGCAGAUGGCCAACCAGCUUGCUCAGCAGCAGCAGCAGCGUGGAGCCCAGCCGCCGCCACCCGGUCCCGGACAGCAGAACAGCGGCUUUCAGCAGUCUCAGGUCGAUGGGACCGCGGAUGACUACGAGGGCGUCUUGCUGCGUAAAGACCAGAAUGGAGAGACCUCCGAGGUCGGCCGUGUUGAGAUCGACCGCAUGCUCCAUGAUCAGAUUGCUACUCGAGCCAAGCAGAUGGAGGGCGGGGGUCUGAUGUUGCCGCUGAAAGAGGCCACCAAACACAAGUCGAUUGGCAGGAAGACGGCCCACAGCGGUCCAUCAGGAUUUGACGGGGGUUUUGAUGGUGUUGACGACGACAUUAAGAGAGAAGAAGCGGAUGAGGACGCCAUCAAUUCCGACCUUGAUGACCCUGACGAGGUCGACAUCGCCGACGACGACGAUGAGGAAAACAUGGGUCACAUCAUGCUUUGCAUGUAUGACAAGGUCCAGCGAGUCAAGAACAAGUGGAAGUGCACAAUGAAGGACGGUGUUCUCAACGUCAACGGAAAGGACUACGUCUUUCACAAGGCGACUGGUGAGUAUGAAUGGUAAGCCGCCCGAUAAUCUGACGGCGUCCAAGGAUUGGAUGCGUUCCGACACCAAUGUGGUGGUUUCGUAUCCUUGCUUGGGUCGAGACCUGGGCCACGAUUAACGGCCGAUUCACCGACUCUCCUUACUUACCAAGCAGUGGGCCUACCUUUUGGGCAGGUUUCUGGUCUUUCCUUUUGAAAAACAAAAAACAAAACAAAAAACAAAUUAAUUGCGCCACAAGGCAUUGUAUUCCAAACUGGCAUGGAUACGGUAGCAAGGGCUGAGGUGAAACCUCAACUAAAGCUAGGAGCAAACGAGGAAUGCCGCUGCGCACCCUUGCGGGGCAGGUCGAGACAUCAGUUGGCUUUUGGAGGGUGUGACCCUUACUACAUUUUCUUUCCCUUGCCCUACUUCUGGGCGGCGUAGGGUGCGCAGCAGGAAGCGUUCUCGGUUGGCUGCGUGAUAAGCACAAACAAGAUAGCAGGAUACUAUGCCACAGCUGCCGCAAGAGCCUCGAUAUGGCCUACUGAGCAAUACACUGGAUUCAUGCAUAUUC
Messenger RNA from Diaporthe batatas, 2440 nucleotides. RefSeq lists its product as uncharacterized. Gene Ontology annotation, biological process: transcription initiation at RNA polymerase II promoter; transcription by RNA polymerase II. Gene Ontology annotation, cellular component: transcription factor TFIIA complex. The record is from RefSeq and is a predicted model, not a curated record. Lineage: Eukaryota; Fungi; Ascomycota; Sordariomycetes; Diaporthales; Diaporthaceae. The transcript has 3 exons. Bases 613 to 1905 code for a protein of 430 amino acids.